AUGGGAUUUCUAAACUUAUUAUUAAAUCUCACAACACUUGUCAAUUUACAUAUAAUACUGAUCACAAACAGCGUUUUUUGUACCAACAAAACGGAUAAUUUAAAAAUUAUCCGUUUACCCAAUAAUACAGUACCAUUAUUCUAUAACAUUUCUCUGUUAAUGAAUCUUGAAGAAGAGAACUUUACUUUUCACGGUGAAUCCAAUAUAGAAAUUGAGAUUCGUUAUGCAUCGUUAAAUAAUAUAAGCUUGCAUUCAAAAGAAUUAGAAUUAAAUGAAAUGGCGACAAAGUUAAUUAAUGUCAACGGUACAGUUUAUAAACCAACAGAACAUUCCCAUGACAAUAAAACGGAUAUCUUGACACUCAAUUUCAAAAAUGCAUUGUCACCCGGCUUUUACACUCUUAACAUGAAAUUUGCCGGUAUUAUAAAUGAGAAUAAUAUUUCCGAAAGUGGUUUUAUAAUGUUUCCAUAUACAAAUAAAGGAAAAAAUAAUACAUUGGUUGCAUCGUAUUCGGAGCCGAAAGGAGCUAGACGAAUGUUUCCGUGUUGGGACGAACCCGCGUUAAAAGCCAUCUUUAACAUUUCUAUAAUGCAUCAUGUGAAAUAUCUGGCAUUGUCAAAUAUGCCUCUAGUACAAAGGGAAUUUUUUGAAAAUGAUAUGACCUGUACGUACUUCAACAUUUCUCCAAUAAUGUCCACUUACCUUGUAGAGAUUAUCGUAUUCCCCAUGAUUGAUUUUCACCAUCUUUCCAACGAGAAAGAAACCAUCAAUGUGUGGUGCAGAUCGUCUUUGAUAUCGCAAAUGACAUUUAUGUUUAAUAUCACUGAAAUGGUUACGCCAUUCUUGAUCCAAUACAUCAAUAAUUCCGAAAAGGUACCGAAAAUGGAUCACUUCAUCAUACCAAAUUUUCCGGUUAAGGACAUGGAACACUGGGGACUCAUCACUUACAA
Messenger RNA from Acromyrmex echinatior (Panamanian leafcutter ant), 950 nucleotides. RefSeq names its product aminopeptidase N. Gene Ontology annotation, cellular component: membrane; cytoplasm. Gene Ontology annotation, biological process: proteolysis; peptide catabolic process. Gene Ontology annotation, molecular function: metalloaminopeptidase activity; zinc ion binding; peptide binding. NCBI's taxonomy places the organism in Eukaryota, Metazoa, Arthropoda, Insecta, Hymenoptera, Formicidae. The record is from RefSeq and is a predicted model, not a curated record.